Laetiporus sulphureus 93-53 is the source of this 357-nucleotide messenger RNA. RefSeq lists its product as uncharacterized. The transcript is spliced from 4 exons. NCBI's taxonomy places the organism in Eukaryota, Fungi, Basidiomycota, Agaricomycetes, Polyporales, Laetiporaceae. Gene Ontology annotation, molecular function: monooxygenase activity; iron ion binding; heme binding. The annotation marks the transcript as partial. The record is from RefSeq and is a predicted model, not a curated record.
AUGUCUGCAUACGCUGCAGUGCUUCUUGUUCUUGUCUCUACCAUUGGGGUUGCCAUCUAUCGGCGGAUGAGUCGACAUUCGCUGAAUCGCAUCAGGGGGCCGCCUUCCCCAAGUUUACUGUUUGGCCACAAUCUUCUGCUAUCUCAUCAAGACGACGUGGGCGAUUUGGAAUCUCAGUGGAUUCGUCAGUAUGGUUCCGCAUGGCGUCUCAUGGAAUGCUUAGGAAAAGAUAAUCUGUGGCUCGUGGAUCCCAAGGCCCUGCAUCAUAUCUUUCACAAAUCAGGCCAUAAGUAUUCAAGGAGGAUUGAUGCCAGACAAAUUGCAAGACAACUUACAGGCGAUGGCAUACUGUUUGCA